CCGGGCUCGCUCCAGUCGAAAUUAUCGGCUAGGCGAAUGGAGGAACGCAAAGGAUCGAACAGUUCUUGCGUGGCUGACGACAGCGCCUCCUCGGUAGGGGCAGGGUCGACGUCCUCGCUGCAGUUUUUUCGUGGGGCGCGUCAAACACAAAGCACGGCUAGGUCCGCUGCGAUAAUGGGGGACUCAGCUACCUUGUCAGAACUGCUGCUGCAGGAGAGCAAAUAAUGCUUUUGGAUGCUCAGCUACAGUUGAUGUCUCACUUGGCUCAUGUGGACGACAGGUUGUUAAUGAUGAUACGCCUUUCUUGCUAGGCGGGGGGUCAAAGGAGUACAAAAAGCAGCUUAUUGCAAACAGAAAACGAAAUGUAGUCGAACGUAUUUGUAUUGCGCAGUAUCAUAUCAUGCUAUUUUAGUAGAUCCUCCAUUCAAAAAGUUACACAUUCUGCGCUGUUGAUGUGAAUUUUGUGAAUUGCUAGCGGGCAUGUGCCGGGAGUACAUCCAUAUAAUUCCCGCAGACCUAAAAUGUAUCUAGUCUUAUUACUUGAGUUCCUGUAAUUACAGAGAGGCACUCUGCCGUUUUGCUUUGGAACACAUUCAUUCGUCGGUCACGGGUGUACCACCGCUUUAUUGUUGCAUAUUUAUAUGUUUUGGUUAUUUUCAUGUCCAUGCAUAGUAGAAGGUGAAGACGGAGUGUUGGUUUCCCUGAUACAUCGGAUAGUCAUUAUUUGAGUCAUGAUUUAGUCAUUUUGCAAAUAUUUAAGUUGAAGAUGAAAGUCGCAUCGGACCUUGUUGAGAAUCAAUGUAAUUAUUUUCGAUGCGCAUGCAACUGCAUUUGCUUUUUGUAAUUCUCCUUUCUGAUUAAGCAUUUUCGUAUCCAAUAUUCAUUUUCGGUUAUGUACUGGAUAUGUGAAAGUAUGCCUGUUGUUGAAUCUUUGCCUAUCGUUGCACAGAAGAGAUUCUCAAGAAUCGAAAUGUUUCGUAGUUUGAUGAUGACAGUCUCGAGCAUGAUGAUAAACCAAAACCUGUAUUCCUAUUCGUUCUCGCUACAUCGGAACCGAUUCAUAGCAUGGAUUUGGACCAUCCACUACUUCGGAUCUGGUAU
Messenger RNA from Amoebophrya sp. A25, 1101 nucleotides. NCBI's taxonomy places the organism in Eukaryota, Dinophyceae, Syndiniales, Amoebophryaceae. The record is from the annotation of a GenBank genome assembly.